AUGGGCUUUUUUAAUGAUAAUAUUGUAAUUGAAUAUUUUCAUAAACUUUUUAGAAAACCAGGUGAUUUUUUAAUGUGGUUAUUUACUGGUCUAAUUGUAUCAAGUACUCUAUAUUUAAUAUUAGCACCUUUCCCAUCAGAUUUUGAUAUUGAAAAUAAUAUAGAUAAUAGAAAGAAAGGUAAAAAAAGAUUAUAA
Molecule: messenger RNA, 195 nt
Organism: Maudiozyma saulgeensis
Lineage: Eukaryota; Fungi; Ascomycota; Saccharomycetes; Saccharomycetales; Saccharomycetaceae
Source: the annotation of a GenBank genome assembly